GCAAGACUACCUGGCUCGUUUUUACAGCACCUUCGGCUGCGGUUCGUGGACCCAUUUGCAUGCCAAGUUUAACUACCAGCCGAACCUGCCCAACGACUACAUCGGUUCAGCCCACCGGGCCCUGGACGUUGUCGAGGACGUGGUCGUUGCGCACUUCAGUGGAGGGAGGGUAAAGCCCUGGAAAGUGCCCGGGCUAAGACUCGACGCCAGUGGCGUCAGACGCCUGGUCGAGGACGAUGCCCUCGAGGAGCAGAUGGGGGCCCAGGUCCCUCGCUCAUCCGGGGUCAUGGUUAUGGAUGGUGUCGAGGUUCCAGCCGGCGACCGCAACACACCGCUGCCACAGCCCGUGCGUCGGGUCAUGUGGGAGUGGAUUCUAGCGCUCCGGCAGUGCAACGCGGACAUGCUUGAGGAGGGCAUCGACAUCCUGUUUCUCAUCGAACAGUGUGAGUCGGUGAGCGCCACCCGUGGAAACAGGCCGUAUCCGGCUAGGCGUAGGUAG
Molecule: messenger RNA, 499 nt
Organism: Symbiodinium sp. CCMP2456
Lineage: Eukaryota; Dinophyceae; Suessiales; Symbiodiniaceae
Source: the annotation of a GenBank genome assembly